Haliaeetus leucocephalus (bald eagle) is the source of this 5591-nucleotide messenger RNA. It is a transcript of the gene STAG1, whose product is annotated as stromal antigen 1. The coding region runs from base 185 to 3958 and encodes 1257 amino acids. The transcript has 34 exons. NCBI's taxonomy places the organism in Eukaryota, Metazoa, Chordata, Aves, Accipitriformes, Accipitridae. Gene Ontology annotation, cellular component: chromatin; cohesin complex; nucleus. Gene Ontology annotation, molecular function: chromatin binding. The record is from RefSeq and is a predicted model, not a curated record. Gene Ontology annotation, biological process: sister chromatid cohesion.
GAGGGAAUCUUCUCCUUAGUUCUGGUUUUGUACCUACUUGCUAAUUUCUGACAUGUCCUGUUGAAGGUCUGAACAUAGACUGGACUUUGACAUACUUUUCAUGAAAGAGGUUUCCAAGUAGUUGUCUUAUAAUAACUUUGAGAAGAAGUUCUAUGUAGCUCUUACUUUCAAGAGUGCUGCAAAAAUGAUUACUUCAGAUUUGCCAGUACUACAGGAUUCUACAAAUGAAACUACUGCACAUUCAGAUGCUGGCAGUGAGCUUGAAGAAGCAGAAGUCAAAGGAAAAAGAAAAAGGGGCCGUCCUGGCAGGCCUCCAUCUGCCACUAAGAAACCUCGGAAGUCUCCAGCAGACAAAGGUCGUUCUGAAUCUGGAGCUAGAGGAGCAAGUCGUGGAAGAGCUAAUGGCCACCCUCAGCAGAAUGGAGAAGGGGACCCUGUCACUUUGUUUGAGGUGGUUAAGCUGGGAAAGAGUGCUAUGCAGUCUGUGGUGGACGACUGGAUUGAAUCAUAUAAACAAGACAGGGACAUAGCACUUCUGGAUUUAAUCAACUUCUUUAUCCAGUGUUCAGGAUGUCGAGGUACUGUAAGAAUUGAAAUGUUCAGGAACAUGCAAAAUGCAGAAAUCAUAAGGAAAAUGACAGAAGAAUUUGAUGAGGACAGUGGUGAUUAUCCACUUACGAUGCCUGGGCCACAGUGGAAGAAGUUUCGAUCCAACUUCUGCGAGUUCAUUGGAGUGCUCAUUCGACAGUGUCAGUAUAGCAUCAUUUAUGAUGAAUACAUGAUGGACACAGUGAUCUCUCUUCUGACUGGUUUGUCAGAUUCCCAGGUCCGAGCUUUCAGGCACACCAGUACAUUAGCUGCUAUGAAGCUUAUGACUGCUCUUGUGAAUGUUGCCUUAAACCUGAGCAUUCAUCAGGAUAAUACACAGAGGCAGUACGAAGCUGAGAGAAACAAAAUGAUUGGCAAAAGAGCUAAUGAAAGAUUGGAACUGCUGCUUCAGAAAAGAAAAGAGCUACAAGAAAACCAAGAUGAAAUUGAAAAUAUGAUGAACUCUAUUUUUAAGGGUAUAUUUGUUCAUAGAUACCGUGAUGCUAUUGCUGAGAUUAGAGCUGUCUGUAUUGAAGAAAUUGGUGUCUGGAUGAAAAUGUACAGUGAUGCCUUCCUGAAUGAUAGUUAUUUAAAAUAUGUUGGUUGGACACUACAUGACAGGCAAGGUGAAGUGAGGUUGAAGUGUUUGAAAGCUCUUCAGAGUCUGUAUACCAACAGAGAGUUAUUUCCAAAACUGGAGCUGUUCACUAAUAGAUUCAAGGAUCGCAUUGUAUCAAUGACACUGGAUAAGGAAUAUGAUGUUGCUGUGGAAGCCAUUCGAUUAGUCACGCUAAUACUUCAUGGAAGCGAAGAAGCUCUGUCAAAUGAAGACUGUGAGAAUGUGUAUCACUUGGUGUAUUCAGCACACCGGCCUGUUGCAGUAGCAGCUGGAGAAUUCCUUCACAAAAAACUGUUCAGCAGACAUGAUCCCCAAGCUGAAGAGGCUCUAGCAAAGAGGAGGGGGCGAAAUAGUCCAAAUGGAAACCUUAUUAGAAUGUUGGUUCUUUUCUUUCUUGAAAGUGAGUUGCAUGAACAUGCAGCCUAUUUGGUGGACAGUUUAUGGGAGAGCUCUCAAGAACUGUUAAAAGACUGGGAAUGUAUGACAGAAUUGCUCUUGGAGGAACCAGUCCAAGGAGAAGAAGCAAUGUCUGACCGGCAGGAGAGUGCUCUUAUUGAGUUGAUGGUGUGUACAAUCAGACAAGCUGCUGAAGCACAUCCUCCAGUAGGCAGAGGCACUGGCAAGAGAGUCUUGACAGCAAAAGAAAGAAAAACUCAGAUAGAUGACAGAAAUAAAUUAACUGAGCAUUUCAUUAUUGCGCUUCCUAUGUUGCUGUCAAAGUAUUCUGCUGAUGCCGAGAAGGUUGCAAAUCUCCUGCAAAUCCCACAGUAUUUUGAUCUGGAAAUCUAUAGCACGGGCAGAAUGGAAAAGCAUCUGGAUGCCUUACUGAAACAGAUUAAGUUUGUUGUGGAAAAGCAUGUGGAAUCAGAUGUUCUCGAAGCCUGCAGCAAAACCUACAGCAUACUCUGUAGUGAAGAAUAUACAAUCCAGAACAGAGUUGACAUAGCCCACAGCCAACUUAUUGAUGAAUUUGUGGAUCGAUUCAACCAUUCUGUAGAGGAUCUGCUGCAGGAGGGAGAAGAAGCUGAUGAUGAUGACAUAUACAAUGUGCUCUCCACAUUAAAGAGGUUAACCUCUUUUCACAAUGCGCAUGAUCUCACAAAAUGGGAUCUGUUCAGUAACUGCUACAGAUUACUAAGAACUGGAAUUGAACAUGGAGCUAUGCCAGAACAGAUAGUUGUUCAGGCACUGCAGUGUUCCCACUACUCUAUUCUCUGGCAGCUGGUGAAAAUCACUGAAGGCUCCCCUUCCAAAGAGGACUUGUUGGUAUUGAGGAAAACUGUGAAAUCCUUUCUGGCUGUCUGCCAGCAGUGUCUGUCAAAUGUCAACACUCCAGUCAAAGAACAGGCUUUCAUGCUGCUUUGUGAUCUCUUGAUGAUUUUCAGUCAUCAGCUGAUGACUGGGGGUCGAGAAGGUCUUCAGCCUUUGGUGUUUAAUCCAGAUUCAGGCCUCCAGUCAGAACUUCUCAGUUUUGUGAUGGACCAUGUCUUUAUUGACCAAGAUGAUGAAAACCAGAGCAUGGAGGGAGAUGAAGAAGAUGAAGCUAACAAAAUAGAAGCUUUACAUAAGAGAAGAAACCUUUUGGCUGCCUUUAGCAAGCUGAUAAUUUAUGACAUUGUGGACAUGCAUGCAGCAGCAGAUAUCUUCAAACACUAUAUGAAGUACUACAAUGACUAUGGAGAUAUCAUUAAGGAAACCCUGAGCAAAACAAGGCAAAUUGAUAAAAUCCAGUGUGCAAAGACACUCAUUCUCAGUUUGCAACAGCUGUUUAAUGAGCUUGUUCAGGAGCAAGGUCCCAAUUUGGACAGGACAUCUGCCCAUGUUAGUGGAAUUAAGGAACUGGCCCGUCGGUUUGCCCUCACUUUUGGCUUGGAUCAGAUCAAGACAAGAGAGGCUGUGGCCACACUACACAAAGAUGGCAUAGAGUUUGCCUUCAAAUAUCAGAAUCAAAAAGGACAAGACUAUCCACCUCCUAACCUUGCUUUCCUUGAAGUGCUUAGUGAAUUUUCUUCUAAACUCCUGCGACAGGACAAAAAGACUGUUCACUCCUACUUAGAGAAGUUUCUGACAGAACAGAUGAUGGAAAGAAGAGAAGAUGUAUGGCUUCCACUCAUUUCCUAUAGAAACUCACUAGUUACGGGUGGUGAAGACGACAGAAUGUCUGUUAACAGUGGAAGCAGCAGCAGCAAAGCCUCUUCAGUGAGGAAUAAGAAAGGACGACCACCACUCCACAAAAAGAGAGUUGAAGAUGAGAGUCUAGAAGGCUCAUGGCUGAGCAGGAAUGAAAACAUACAUACUCCAGGGACACUGCAAGCACCGCAGCUCACCUCAACUGUCUUGAGGGAGAACACUAGACAAAUGGGAGAGCAGAUCCAGGAGCACGAGUCGGAGCAGGGAUCUGAACAAGAUUUUUUACACAAUCCCCAGAUGCAGAUAUCUUGGUUGGGCCAACAGAAGCUAGAAGAUUUAAAUCGAAAGGACAGGACAGGAAUGAACUACAUGAAAGGGAGAACUGGCGUAAGGCAUGCAGUACGAGGUCUAAUGGAAGAUGACGCUGAGCCUAUCUUUGAAGAUGUAAUGAUGUCCUCACGAGGUCAGCUAGAGGAUAUGAACGAAGAAUUUGAGGACACAAUGGUCAUUGAUCUGCCACCUUCAAGAAACCGUCGAGAACGGGCUGAACUGAGGCCAGACUUCUUUGACUCCGCAGCUAUCAUUGAGGAUGAUUCAGGAUUUGGAAUGCCUAUGUUCUGAAGUCUGGUGAAGACAUUUUACAAAUUUGGAACUCUAUUGUUUAGAGCUAGAGGCCUAUAUACUGUGAUAGCUUGUAUGAAAACCACAUUUUUGAUGUGAUACGGUUUGAUUUUUAACCAAAUGAUUGAGGUCAAUCCCUUUUUGUAGUGACAGAAAGAAGAGGAACUUCUUAAUGACACAAAGGAAUGUUGGCCAAUCCAGUCACCUCAGAAGGGCUGACCUAAAAAAUCAUUUGUAUCCCUGUUCUUGACUGUCCUAAUACAGAUUUUUUUUUUUUUUUUCCUGGAUGAGGAAGAAGUUUUAAAUUGUUAAGACAGCUGUCGGAAUAAACACUGUUCUACAUAUGUUUUCUGAAAACAACAUUGAGUGAAAACAGAACUUUUUAACUUUAUUUUUCUGCUGUACAAUUUAAAACAGUUUUAACAUUUGCCUUUUUAUGUUUUAAAAGCUAGCCAUUUUUAUUAAACCUAUGCCUAUCAGCCAUUGACUAGCAAUGAUGCUAUAAGCAGGUCAUUCUGGCUACAGAAAAGUGUUUUUGAACACACUGGAUUUGAUUAACAUUAUGGUACGCUUAUAUCCUCUCAUAGGCAUUGAGAAGAACACUCUUAUAGAAGAGGUUAGAAUUCUAAUGAUGUGCAUCUCUGCCAAAAAAUUUCAGAUUCUGAUAUGAUAAACCCAGAUUUUAUACUCUUGAGAAGAUUUAUUUUUAUUUAUAAUGGGACAUAAAGUAAGAGAUGUCCAUGAAGCCACUUUUCCAACAGAUGCUGUGUAACAUUCAUUUUAUAUAGCACAUGGGGACACAAAAACAGUAAAUUUUCUAUUGGUACUUGCUCUGUGCAUUUUUAGCAACUUAUACCAGCAAAUAAAGUAUUCUCAGUAAAACACACAAAUGGUUCUCAAGUAAUCACUUUGCUGUUUUUACUACCUACUUCAAGCCCUGCCAACCCAAGGUACAUAAACAGCAACUUUCCUAUUAAAAAAAAAUAAUUCAAGGGUGGGGGAAAGGAAUCACUUUAGCAUACUAAAAGCAAUUUUAACUGUACCAUAAAAAAAAGUCUACUUUCCAUGCCGUAAAUACCCUUUAGCGCUAUUUUUGUAAAUUAAUUUUGCCAGUUAGAAGUACUGUAUGUGCUGCAUAGAAAUUUGUGCUUAGAUGGUGAAGUUCUUAAGCUUACAAUGGAAUACAGCUACAUUUUCAGUGUUAACUGUGCAUAUUAAGAGUAAUUCUUUGGGAAAAAAAAAUACGAUUUUUCAAAAAAGUUAAAAAAGUCAAAAAAAACCCAAACCCCCAAAGCAUUCUCAGCUAAUUCAUUGUAAUAAGAGAUUUUUCAAUGUCUUCAAUAAUUUGGAAUUUCAUUACGCUUCGAUUUUAUGACUCUGCCUAGUAGCUGCUACUUAGUUAAGACUGGCCUAAUAUUGGAGGUGCUGGCCAUCCACAACUUGCACUGACUCUACUAUCUCUUAAGAAUCAGCCCCAAAAUGUUAAUCUUCCUUUCUGCAUUCUAAUAUUAGCAUUCGAGAUGAGAUACAAAGCAGAUUGACCCACUUGGAGCACAGCCAUUUUAGAGGUGCUUUUUUUUUAGCAACUGCAAAAUAAUCACGGAGCUUUUUUCUGUUAUGAGCUUAUUGAAAA